Morchella importuna is the source of this 1158-nucleotide messenger RNA. RefSeq lists its product as uncharacterized. The coding region runs from base 1 to 1158 and encodes 385 amino acids. The transcript has a single exon. Lineage: Eukaryota; Fungi; Ascomycota; Pezizomycetes; Pezizales; Morchellaceae. The record is from RefSeq and is a predicted model, not a curated record.
AUGGUUAACUUCAUUACUCCUCCGAUCUUGUCAGAGCUGCUUCCAGCUUUCCUGGCACAUAUUCCCACCGCCUUCACAUCCCCGCAACCUCCACCAUCUCUCUUCCCUAUUUUGUCCCCAAUUCUUCGCCAACGAAUUCGACUCCUUGCUCCUGCUCGCAACUCGAGCUCUAGUGUCGAAGAGACCUGGCUCGCUCUUUUGACAUGGUCUGCUACAGCAGGGCCCAAACUCUCUGCGCAUUUGGCAACACAAGAAUUCAUUCCCCAUCCAUCAUCUGGUGAGCUUGAGGUUGGCGAAACAAGUUUGAAAGGAUUCCAUCGACAAGAUAAAGAAACCAUAAGGGCAUGUGCAGAACUUUUGGAGCUUGAUGUAGAAGUCACCUACAUUUGGAUUGGAAACGAUCCAGAUGGCGAGGAUGAUGGUUGGAAAAUCCAAGAUGUCCGACUCACGGAAGAUUCUGAAAACCAAAAAUGGUACGCAUCGGUCGGUGAAGCUGAUCAGGCCUUCUAUGAUCAAUCCGAUGCCUACAAGUCUCCAGUGGUACCGUCGGCAUCCUUUGCUACUGCCUCACAACAGGCACCCGUAGCAAAUGAGAGCGAGGGCGAGGGUGAGGAUGAUGAUUAUUGGGAUAUGUAUGACCGCACCCCUGCACGUACCCCAAUGGUCCCGCAAAAAACAGAUAUGCCAUCUGAGGAUUCAUAUUACGCAAGAUAUGGAGAUGUACAGCCGGCCCUUGAACCCGAACUUACUUCGGCUGAAUCUUCCAACCCAAUCACAAUGCCUUUAAACUCACAAUCAUAUUCCCCAUUGUCAACGACUACUGCGAAUACAGCAUCAACGACCCCUCCAAUGGUACUCUCGUCGUCAUUCCUAUCGAAUAAAGAUGAAAACACUUCAGUAACACAUGCGCCCCGACCUAUAUCUGUUGCGUCCUCCUCCUCAUCAACCAGAAACUCGAUUACAAAGUUAGAGGAGAGUGCGGCAGUACAAGUGCAGAGUGAGCUUGGGGUCAAGCAACACAUUUCAAGCACAAUCAAAAGUCUUUACCGGUUGUCCAAGGCUGCAGGUAUUCAGAGGGACGAGUUUGAGAGGAUGUUACAGACUGAAGUUGCAGUACUUGCCAUGAUGGAUGAUGGAGACGAUUCCCAGACAUGGUAG